Messenger RNA from Leucoraja erinaceus (little skate), 2174 nucleotides. RefSeq names its product thymidylate synthetase (gene tyms). Gene Ontology annotation, molecular function: thymidylate synthase activity. Gene Ontology annotation, cellular component: mitochondrion; cytosol. The transcript has 7 exons. Gene Ontology annotation, biological process: dTMP biosynthetic process. NCBI's taxonomy places the organism in Eukaryota, Metazoa, Chordata, Chondrichthyes, Rajiformes, Rajidae. The coding region runs from base 129 to 1001 and encodes 290 amino acids. The record is from RefSeq and is a predicted model, not a curated record.
GUUUUUUGCCAACCGCCAAAAAAAAACUACAUAGAAGUAGUAGCAGACGUCUGCAGGGACUCAGUCGGAGAUAUUCGUAUUUUUGCAGGACAGAGCGCUUGGUGUGGGACACACACUUCAAAGCAGAAAUGCAGGAGUUGAGCGACGAGCACCAGUAUUUGCAGCACGUCAGACAUAUCCUGGAAAAGGGUGUCCACAAGGAAGACCGGACCGGCACUGGCACCAUCUCAGUAUUUGGACUGCAGGCCAAGUACAGUCUGAGGGAUUCUUUUCCGCUCCUCACCACAAAAAGAGUGUUCUGGAAGGGAAUUCUCCAAGAGCUGUUGUGGUUCAUCAAGGGUUCCACUAAUUCCAGGGAAUUGUCUGCAAAAGGAGUUAAAAUUUGGGAUGCUAACGGAUCUCGAGAAUUUUUAGAUAAACAAGGAUUCACAUGCAGAGAAGAAUGUGAUCUUGGCCCUGUUUAUGGCUUCCAGUGGAGGCACUUUGGGGCUGAGUACAAGGACAUGCAUACAGAUUACACUGGGCAAGGUGUUGACCAGCUUCAAAAUGUAAUUGAUACCAUCAAAAACAACCCAGAGGAUCGUAGGAUCAUAAUGUGCGCAUGGAAUCCUAAAGAUAUUCCACAAAUGGUUCUACCUCCAUGUCAUGCUCUUUGCCAGUUCUAUGUGGCCAACGGUGAGCUAUCCUGUCAGCUCUAUCAGAGAUCCGGAGAUAUGGGUCUUGGUGUCCCAUUCAAUAUUGCAAGCUAUGCAUUGCUUACAUAUAUGAUUGCACACAUCACUGGAUUAAAGCCUGGUGAUUUUAUACAUACAUUAGGCGACGCUCAUGUUUACAAGAACCAUAUAGAGGCAUUAAAGAUUCAGCUCCAGCGUGAACCCAGACCUCUUCCAAAAUUGAAGAUCUUGCGCAAGGUGGAAAAUAUUGAUGACUUCCGUGCAGAAGAUUUUAAUGUAGAGGAUUACAAUCCACAUGCAACUAUCAAGAUGGAAAUGGCUUUGUAACACUAAAGGCUGGGGUGGGGAAGAGACAAGGGAAAGAAAACCCAAACUUACACUUCUUACUAGUAAAUUAUAUUGAAAGUUUAUUCCCUUUUAGUUUUACAGUGUACUGCUGCAGCCUUGUAGAAUGAUAAUGGCAACUAUGGCAGUACAGUGGUAGAGCUGCUGCCUUACAGUGCUAGAGUCCCAGGUUUGAUCCUGACUACAGGAGCUGUCUAUAUGGAGUUUGUAUGUUAUCCCAGUUACUGGGUUUCCUCCCCCACUCCAAAGAUAUACAGGUUUGUAGGUUAAUUGGCUUUGGUAAGAUGUUAAAUUGUUCCAAAUGCGUAAGAUUGGGUACGGGGUGUUUGCUGAUCAGCGUGGACUUGGUGGGCCAAAGAGCCUGUUUCUGCGCAGUAUCUCUAAAGUCGUAACUUCUGGGAAAUAAUGGCAGUUUCUACUUGCAGGUCCUUUUCAAAAAUGUGAGUGCCAAAGAGUACACAAUUUAUUUAAAUAUUUCCAGAAAAAGCUGGGCUUGUUCCAAGAGCAGAAGUUUGAUACUAGAUAUGAUUAUUCAUGAUAAUAGGUUUAGAAACUGUUGCCAAUGAUGCAAGGAUGUUAAGAAUUUCACUUUCUCCAUCCUCCCAAGUAGAUAAAAAACUCUCGGGGAAAAUCCAUUGUUUCAUCCAAUGCAUUUGCUUAGCUAACUAGGUACUCUUUCAAUUUUUGUUGUCUUGUGGUAAUAAGGUAAUAGUAGUUCAAGUCAAGUACUUCCAGUCAACUUAAUAUGUAAUUCUUACCCCUUGCAUCAUUGGCAACAGUUUCUAAACCUUACAUUAUCAUGAGUCAUGAUAUGACUUCCCUAUCACAUCACUGUGGGGCUUUGUGUGAACUGACACAGGGACCUGCCACCACCUAGUGAGAAGGGGAUGGAUAGUUUUGUGUCUUUAAACAUCCCCCAAGGGAAUGUAUUGUCAUGGAAUUUAAAAUAUCUUAACUUUCUUGGUUUGUUGAACGCCCCACACAAUAUCUCAGGUGAUUUUGUUAAUAACACAGAUCAUUAUCACUUGGAUUUACUGCUUGGACAGACUUACUUUUGAAAGUGUAGAUAUUAAAAGUAUAAUUGUAUUUGCCAGUUACAAUUCUAUUGUCAGUUAGAAAUGGAGACCACAAAUAAUUAAAGUCAAAUAUUUCUAA